Molecule: messenger RNA, 2932 nt
Organism: Columba livia (rock pigeon)
Lineage: Eukaryota; Metazoa; Chordata; Aves; Columbiformes; Columbidae
Gene: THAP11
Product: THAP domain containing 11
Exons: 1
Coding region: 1-735 (244 amino acids)
Biological process (GO): regulation of transcription by RNA polymerase II
Cellular component (GO): nucleoplasm
Molecular function (GO): RNA polymerase II cis-regulatory region sequence-specific DNA binding
Source: RefSeq, a predicted model, not a curated record
AUGCCGGGCUUCACCUGCUGCGUGCCGGGCUGCUACAACAACUCGCACCGCGACAAGGCGCUGCACUUCUACACGUUCCCCAAGGACGAGGAGCUGCGGCGCCUCUGGCUGAAGAACGUCUCCCGGGCGGGCGUCAGCGGCUGCUUCAGCACCUUCCAGCCCACCACAGGCCACCGCGUCUGCAGCGAGCACUUCCAGGGCGGCCGCAAGUCCUACCUGGUGCGGGUCCCCACCAUCUUCCCGCUGCGCGGCGUUAACGAGCGCAAGGCGCAGCGCGCCGCCCGCCGCCCUCGUCCCGCUGCCGCCGCUGCUGCUGCCGCCGCCGCCUCCGCCGCCGCGCAGGGCCCCGGUGCCGCCGCCGAGGCCCCGGCAGGGGGCGCGGCCGAGGACGUGAAGCCGAUCGACCUGACGGUGCAGGUGGAGCUCGGGGCCGGGGCAACUGCUGCGCCCGGCCCCGGGAGGGUACCGGCGGCGGCGGGGGAGGAGGUGCCGGUGGAGGGCGGCCCCCCGGACCACUCGUACUCGCUGUCGUCGGGCACCACGUCGGAGGAGCUGCUGAGGAAGCUGAACGAGCAGCGCGACAUCAUCGCGCUGCUGGAGGUGAAGAUGAAGGAGAUGAAGGGCAGCAUCCGCCGCCUGCGCCUGGCCGAGGCCCAGCUCCGGGAGGAGAUCCGCGAGAAGGACCGGCUGCUCCACGCUGCCACCGCUGGGACCCGCAAGCGCCACGGCCUCUGAGGGCCACCGGGGCCCGGCCCGGGCCAGGGGGACACCCGGCACACCGGGGCACAGGGCUCUCCACCCCAGAGCCUCCGCUGCCCUCGCUGAGGUGCCAGGACAGAGCAGAGAUGGGAUGGACUGCAGCCCCACAGCCCCCUGUCUCUGGCUGCCUGACCCUCCUGCCCUCACCGAACCAGCCCCCAGACGGACAAGCCAUCACCAUUGGAUUCUCCUGCCUAGACGGGGUGGCCGCUGCCAACUCAAUGCCAAGCCCCAUUACCAAUCCAGCGUUAUCCCAGAGCUAGCACUGCGGGCGCCCAUCAGCAUCCCAUCCGCACUGGGCCCAUCAGACCCCUCUCUGUGCCGGCAGUGGCAGAAAGCGCUUCUUUUGGUGUAUAUGGGACCCAUGUCACCACGAAGUGGACGCGGAAUAUCAGUUUUCAGCAAAUAAACUCUCUCUGUGUGAAGUGAGGUAGCAGCAACACUACCCCCUGGAGAAGGCGUGUCUGACAGCGUGGUUGGCACUGUACCCUUCGUCGGAAUGAACGUCGAUGUCAUGGUUGGCCUCGCUUAGCAGAGGCACAAGGAAAGCUUUAGAAACCCUCUCAGGGUGAUGUGUUUCUUCAGUAAAUUACUGAUGCCAUAAAAGACUGCUGUUUCUAGUGUGAAAGAAUCCCCAGAUUAAAGAGUGCUCUUGUACUAUGUAGUUUUUGCUUUCUCCGCAGUAUGUAUUUGUUACAGAUGUCUCUGCUCUCAACACUAGUAAGGAUUACAAUCUGGUACAAAGAACCCGGUGGCAUUUGACGGCUGUAGUUUAUCUCAUUGGCUUAAGAACUCCCUCUAAUGAAACGGAGGCUUUGUAACACAUAGGAAUUUAAAUCCUUGGCUUUCGUUCAGAGAACUGGGACAAAACAGAAGCAAAGCAAGUUUAUCUGCAGUGGUUGCAAACUCUUGCUGUUUAAUCCUAAACUAGUUGGCAUGACUAAUAAUCUGUACAUUAGGCAAGACCUUACUGAAAUGUGCUUGCGUGUUCUAAACUGAGAUUUAAGACUCUUGUAAUCAAUCUAUGUGGAAUGAUUGUGUAGUUUCUGUUUCUAGCCAGCAUUAGGCCCCUCACUGUCAGGAACAGGAAACCAAAUCGGCGUUGGCUAGAAAGAUGGUGGAACGAGGGUAGCAAGGCUGGCCUGAGCAUGUACUUCAGGUUAGCCAGCGGAACAGAUACCUCAGCACUGAGGAGGAAGAGGAAGGUAUCUGGUGCUCCUGUGUGGCUCUCUGGUGAUGUGUACUUGGGGGGGAUAAAGCUUCAAUAGCGACGGAUGUUGGGAACAAGAGGCAGUUCACCACAGUGUGCCCAUAACGACGUGCGAAGGAGGAGUGCCUGAGUGUCCGCUGGCUCUGUGAGAUCUUCCUCCUGUAACCAGAGCGCGUUACACUCGAGAGAUCGGGAUGUCUGUUUUACUAAAUUUUAUAGAAGUAUUUUCUAAAUGUAAAAAGUAUCUUUAGUUUGAAAAUAUUGUAAUCUUUGUAACACUGGCUAACGUAGCUUUACAAUUGUCUGUUUUGAUGCUCUGUAUGACUGAACAAAAGGGCACAGUGGGAUUUGGUAGCUGGAGGUUUAUCUAUUGAUCAUGUAGCCCAUUCAGCUAACGGCAGUGGUUGUCACAGCCUGCUAUGUGAUGCAUGGGUCAUUUUUCUAUUAAUGUGUGUGCUGAGUUGGAUGGUCGACCGUAAGGAUACUACAGGUCUACUCAUGUACUAAGUAUUUCCCAUUAUUUCAUUUUAAUUUAUUUUCUCCAACCUGAUACGUAGCUCUUAACUUCAGCUCCGUGGUAUACUGAUUUUCCUGCAAGUCAAGUAAGCUGCAGUUUGUGGGUUGGUUUGUUUGUGUGUUUUCUUUUUGUAGGGAAAGCAGAUACCUGCUACACCAUCUGAUUUAACAUAUGUAAUUGGUCCAGCAGAUCUAUAUAGGCAAUAGACAAUAGGCAGCACAACGUCUCUCCUCACGGAUAGACCGGUUGCAGGCCCUAGCUUCUUGAGAACGUGCGUGUCCUCACAGUCGUGGUACUUUUUCUACCAUUGGAAUGCACUUCAGGACGUUCAGCCAUUCGGCCUGCUGGACUGGUUAACUGCUGGACUCUUCCACUUCUCCAGGUUACACUGAGGUGCUAACAUGCUUAAUUUUAAUAAAGUAUAUUUUGUUUUGUUAUGUUUCCCA